Messenger RNA from Brassicogethes aeneus, 1416 nucleotides. The record is from the annotation of a GenBank genome assembly. Lineage: Eukaryota; Metazoa; Arthropoda; Insecta; Coleoptera; Nitidulidae.
AUGGCACAGUGGAUUGGAUAUAUGGUUUCUAUUAAAUGUGCCGACGACUUGGGCACAUUCCAGGGUGAAAUUAACUCUGCAACAAACAAUUUUAUUUCUUUGACAAAGGCCUUUUGUAAUGGCUUUCCUUGUGAACAAAAUGACAUCAAAAUAAGAGCUGGAGAUAUAGUUGAUAUAAAGCUCAUAGAAAAACAAACAAGUUCACCCCCAGAACGUAGCACAGUAACCAUUGCCAAACCGAUUGCUAAAAGAGCUGGUAGAACUCAAAGCACAUCAGAAUCCUCAAAUAAACAUACAAACAAUAAAGUUGUUGAAAAAAACAAUGGCAACAACCCCCAAAUCUUAAUACAAAAUGGAAAUAACAAAUCCAAACCAAUUGACAUUGAGCCGAGAAGUGUUGGCGAUGGGAGCUAUUUAAAGAAUAGCACUCCCAAUAAGAGGGAGAAAAACAAAGGAAAGUGGGGUAAGAGCUGGAAGGAUGAGGAGUGUUUUGGUUCACCGUUGACAAAUAAGAUCAGUAAGGAGUUUGAUUUUGAGAAGAAUUUGGCUUUGUUUAAUAAACAAGCAGUUUGGGAUGAACUGAAUGCCCAUAAACCUGAUGUUAUCAAGCAUACUGAGAACAAGAAGCCUACAAAGUAUAGACACGACGAGAACGUGAUCGCCACCCUGCCGACGACGUAUCGUCAGAUCAGCGUCCCGAAGCAGGACUUCUGCGAAUACGUGACGGACGACGGUCUCAUCAUACCGAGCAUAUCGAGCAACCUGCGUCGCAAGCUCUGGGACGCGGCGGACCGCCACGGCCUGACUUGGGACCGCCGAGUGGAGAUGAUGGGACGCGCGGCGGCCGAAAUUUCCAUUCAGCUGCUGGGCGGCGGCCACAGGCUCAAUCCGCGCAACACCCAUCAGUGGCCCACCGUGGUCGUCCUGUGCGGUCCUCACAAACAAGGCGCGGCCGGCAUCAACGCGGCGCGCCAGCUCUCCAGCCACGGCGUGAAAACCAUCGCGUUCACCGUCGCGAUGGACGCGCACUUCAUCAAGAGCGAACUCUGCCUGUACAUGCUGACCAAGAACCGCGUCGUCAACUCGGUGGCCGACCUGCCUAGCGCCGUCGACCUGAUCAUCCUCGCGCUCUGCGAGGACACCGACAGCCCGAAGAGCUACGCGGCCGUCUCCGACUGGGUGAGGCGCAACAAGGCGCCCGUGCUGGCGCUCGACCCGCCCUCCGUCGGCACGCCCGGCGUCACGCCCAAGUUCUCGCUGCUGCCGGUGCUUCCCCUGCCGCACACCGCCGACAACGGCAAGCUGUACCUGUGCAACCUCGGCUUUCCCGUCGACGUCUUCAACGAGGUCGGCAUCAAGUACAAGUCGCCCUUCGGGCCCAAGUUCGUCAUACCGCUUCAUCCUCGAGAGGAUUAA